This is a messenger RNA of Phyllotreta striolata, 3891 nucleotides long. The record is from the annotation of a GenBank genome assembly. Lineage: Eukaryota; Metazoa; Arthropoda; Insecta; Coleoptera; Chrysomelidae.
AUGAAAAGUCACCCAUACGUCCCCAGCAUGGUACAAGCUAUCACAGUCCUCACGGUAUUGAAGAUGAUGACCAAAGCUCAAACGAGCUGCGGCUCCGGCUCGAUGAACGGCAAGGUGAUGUACGAGCGGCUGCCCAACAUCCAGCUGCAGGGCUUCGACGACGACAUCGUCCGCGACACGGCGCCCCCGUUCGCCGUGCUCGAAAAGUGCCAGGACCUCUGCCUGCGCGACCGCACCCCCAACAACAUCGUCCGCACCUGCCAGUCGUUCGACUUCCAGCCGGGCAGCCGCAUCGCCUCCUACGGCGGCUCCGCCGACUACGAGGAGUCCACCUGCUAUCUCACGUCGGAGAGCGCCCGGCCCGAGGGCAUCGGCAGCCUCAUGAUCGUCCCCAACAGCGUGCACUUCACCGAAGUCUGCAUCACCUCCAGUCGACCGGAAAGGGAAUGCCCCAACAGGAAGUACAUAUUCGAAAGGCAUCCGAGGAAGAAGCUGAAGCUGCCGACGCCCGAUAUGAAGGAGAUGCCGGCUUCGAAUCGCACCGAGUGCGAGGACAAGUGCCUCAACGAGUUCAGCUUCGUUUGCAGAUCGGCCACGUACGAUUCGAACAUGCGCACGUGCACGUUGAGCCGGUACACGCGCCGGACGCAUCCCGAGCUGCUGGUCGACGAUCCGGAGUCGGAUUAUCUGGAAAACACUUGCUUGAAUGCUGAAAGGCGUUGCGAUGGUUUAGCUGUAUUCAUAAAGGAAGAAAACAAACGACUCGGCGGACCGUUCGAGGUGGAAAUGUUCACCAAUCUAACGCUGGACGAUUGCCAAGCGAUGUGCGUGCGAGCCGAAAAGUACCUGUGCCGCUCCAUCGAGUACGACGAGAUGAGCAAGCAAUGCACCCUAUCCGAAGAGGACUCCAUCUCCCAGAAGGACGACAUCGGAGUGGCCAGCAGCCCGUCGCAUCACUUCUACGACUUCGCCUGCUUGGACAGCCCGCGCGGCUCGGAAUACCCGGACAACUCGGUCACCUCGCACCUGUUCAGCGGCAAGAAACCCGACACCGCCUUCCAGCGGUACCGCAACAGCCGGCUGGGCGGCGAGCACCAUUCGGAGAUAUCGGGCCGGUCGCUCAGCGAGUGCCUCGACGAGUGCCUGCGCCAGCCGAGCUUCCAAUGCCGCUCGGCCGAGUACAGCGAACGCUACCGCACCUGCCGCUUGACCCGCUACAACCAAAGGGACGGCAUGCGCAUCAUCUACGACGCCGAUUACGAUUACUACGAGAAUCUCAUGCUUGGUGGCGAGAACGACGGUACAGCUCAAAGACCCGUCGAUGGUACCAACAGCGUGUAUCGACCCGGAGAGGAUCGCUACCCUUACAGACCUGGAAGGCCCGGUAACCAUCCUUCGAAAUAUCCCGGUGGUAGAUUCCCGCCGAGCAGUUCUGGACACGACGCCGGCGACAGGUAUCCAGAUUGGCGCCCGCCUCAUCGACAUCCAGACUUCGACGACAGAGACAGAGACAGAUACAACCCGUACGACAGGUACCCGGAUCGCGGCGCAUCCAGAUACCCCGAUUACCCCGGAUCUAAUAGGUACCCAGAUUAUCCUCCCGACGGAGGAUCCAGAUACCCCGAUAGAUACCCCGAUAGGUACCCGGAUCGAUCCAGAUAUCCCGACAGAGGCGGCUCCAGGUAUCCUCCAACGCACGAUUACCCCGACAGGUAUCCUUACUUCUCCCCAUCACCAGCCGGCAAAUACCCUGGAGAUAGAUACGGAGAUAGAUAUGGAGAUAGAUACGGAGAUAGGAACGGAGAUAGAUACGGAGGAAGUUUGUAUGGCAACAAAGACACCUACAACGGAUACAGAUAUGGUAGCAGGUACGGCGAAGACGACUUCGACAGCCGCUACGGAGGCGGCGGAAGCAGGUACAACAACAGAUACAACAACAGGCACGAUUACUACGGCGACGAGAGGAACGGCGGCAACAGGUGGUUCUUCAGGCCGGACCGGAGGCCCGGCGGGAGGCCGGUGGAUCCGGCGAGGCCGCAGGAACCGCCCGGCGGCGGCGGCGGCGGCGGCGGCAGGCCGUACUACAACGACAGAAGGAGGCCGUUGUCGCCAGGCCCCGACGGGCCCAUUUACGACAACUACGGCCCGAGCAACAACAACAACAGGCCGUACAAUUUCCGGUGCGACGAGGGCGAGGAUAAUUUCAAGCAGAUGGGCUACCGCCAGAGGAUGCGCAAGGAGUACAUCAAGAGGGCGCUGUACGCGCCGUCGUUGAGGGAAUGCGAGAGGGAGUGCAUCGAAACCAGGGAGUUUGUUUGCAGGGCUUUCAACUUUCGGGAUUCCCCGCCGAACGGCUACGAUCCGGCGGGCGAUCGGGACAACUGCGAGCUGAGCGACAGGGACACCAGAGAAUUGGAAAUGGACAAUCCGCAGUACUUCGACAACAAGGGCAUUUACGAUUUUUACGAACGCACCGCCAACGACGGCGAUUGUCUCGACGUGACCCAAGUGUGCAACGAAGACGGCAUGGAGUUCACCUUGCGCACGCCCGAAGGCUUCUACGGGCGGAUCUACACGUACGGCUUCUACGAUCGGUGCUUCUUCCGCGGCAACGGCGGCACGCUGAACGUGCUGCGCAUCAGCGGCGCCCAGGGGUACCCGGAGUGCGGCACCCAACGGUACGGCGACACCAUGACCAACAUCGCCGUGGUGCAGUUCAGCGACUACGUCCAGACCGGCAAGGACAAGCGCUUCAAUCUGACCUGUCUGUUCCGCGGGCCCGGCGAGGCGGUGGUGUCUUCCGGAUUCAUCGGAGCCGGGUCUGGAAGUCCGGUUCCUAUAGAGUAUCUACCUGCGGAGAACACUCUUAGCUCGAAGGUUAGAUUGAUGAUUCUUUACCAAGGGCGACCCACUACUACAAUUGCUGUCGGAGAUCCUCUUACGUUCAGAUUGGAAGCUCAAGAUGGCUACAAUUACCUCACGGAUAUAUUCGCUACCAACGUUGUAGCCAGAGAUCCUUAUUCGGGUAGAUCGGUCCAACUGAUUGAUCGAUUCGGAUGCCCGGUGGACAGUUUCGUGUUCCCCGAAUUGGACAAAGGACGUGGUGAUAGUCUAGAAGCGCGUUUCAACGCCUUCAAAAUUCCCGAAUCGAAUUUCUUGGUGUUCGAAGCGACUGUUCGCACGUGCAGGGAGGGUUGCCAACCGGCCUAUUGUCAAAUGGGCGCCGGUCGAUCCGAACCGUCCUUCGGCAGACGCAAGAGAGAUGUUAACGCGACUGUAGAAACUACAACAGAAGAAUACAACGUUACUAGCGAAACUAGCGUUGAAUUAGCGCAGAGCACCACGCAAGAACCGAGCAAAAAAGAGGAAUCGUUCGAGGACAAGGAGUUCGUGCGCGAGAUGAUCGAGGUGUUCGAUUCGCGCGAGGAGCUGCAGCAGGAGGCGCGACGGGCCGACUACCUGCCGGAGACGGUGUGCCUGACGCCGGGCGCCUACCACGGCCUCGUCGGCGCCGUCAUGGUGCUGGUGGCGGCGCUGCUGACGGGCGCGCUGGUGGCCGGCAUGGCCUAUCGCAAGUACUGGCUGAUCGUGCGCAAGAACGCGCUGGUGGACCGGUCGAAUUCGGACGUUUCGACGUCGUACGCGCGCACGCGCAGCUCCGGCUCGUCGAUUUUCGGCGUCCAGAAGCGGUUCGCGACGUUCGGUCGGGCGGCCAAUCUGGCGAGCUUUCCCAAGGUGGAGUUGGAGUUGCCGGAGCCGGCGCCGGGCGGGUUGUUUGAGGAUCCGAGCGAGCCGAUUUACACGGACCCGUCGCUGUUCGAGCGGUCGCGGAGCCUGCGCAGCAUCGCCAUUUCGUCGAAGCGGAGGAAAUCGCCCGGCCAGCGGAUGUAG